AUGGCCACAAAUAAUGUUUGUUAUUGGAAGCGACUAUGGCGUUGGACUACGUCCGAGAGUUUAUCAAAAGAGGAAGUUUUGAAAGUGCUGGGCGGGAAGGAGGUUUCAGAUGGCUUUCGAGAAGGACUGGCUAGUUAUAAGCCAUAUAAAUCAGAAGACUACGCCAAGUUACAGGGGCAACAAACUGACCAAACAAAAUUACUGGGCGUUGUGCAGAUGCUUCAGGGUCAUAUAGAUGUCAACAGCUUUCAAGUAUGGGAAAUAGUGAAAAACUAUUUAUGUGACAUAUCAUAUGGUACACCAAUAAAUGCUUUAAAAAAUGUAGCAUUCAUAGAUACUCGUCCAACAUUCCUUGCACCCAGAGUCUGGAAGUUCUAUUAUGCAGAAAGAUUGUUUCUCUUAAAGCUAUUGCAAUACAUCAUACAAUUUAAGGAUGAAUCAACCCACAUCUACAAGGAAGAGUUUACGAAGAUCAUUAAUGAUAUAGGCAUUGAUAAAAUUAAAACAUCACUAUUAUCCCAGUUCGAGAAGCUCUUGAAUACAGCUCCACCACCAAGGAAGAUACAGACUGAUUUUUCUAAUGAUUCCAUUAGACAGAACUGGGCAGAAUGUAAUUUAAGAGAACAGUUGGCUAUUCUACAAAUACUUCUGCUUAUUGCAAAUGAUAAUACAUUUACUGCUGAGGAGUUUAAAAAGUUAUUUAUGUUGUUCAGAAGACAUAGUUUUGGUAAGAACCAGGGGUACAAUGAGUUCUUGGAAGAGAGACAUAGAGAGUCAUGUAUGCGGAUAAUGUAUAUGGAGAUUUGUCUUUUUAUGGUCAUUGUGGAUUAUAUUAAAUUAGUCAACUUGUCAUCGUGGAUAGAUAGUGCAAAGGAGGUUGUGGAAUGUGAGUUGACGAAACUACAGAUGAAUUCUGAACAUAGCGCCAUGCUUCUAACUUGGAUGCUACUCACUCUACAGAGUGACAAUCACAUCAAAUUGUUUGAAGGACAGUAUCAACACUAUGGUGCCACUGCAUUACGUAUGAAAGUUUUUGAAUUUUUACAUCAAAUGGUCAAUAGUGGUGUGUUUUCAGACGAAUCUAAAUGUUCGCAAAUUGCACGACAGCGUGUGUUUCGAAUCUUAAAUGAUAUUUGCAAUAAAUUUGAUGGUGAUGGUACUAUAAGUAAUCAACCAGGCAUCAUGCAGCUAUGUUCGGAUUUAUUAAAAUCCCCGGAAUUGGCUGAACAGUUCUGGAAAUUACAUCAAAAAGAGGAUGACAUUGGCGUCGUUUCGCUAUGGAAUACCGCUUUAGAAUAUUUCCCGUUUAAUUUUAGUGCAUUGUCGAUUUUGAGCGCUGGGUUAGCUCAAGCUGGAAGGGACAGUGUUAAGAAUCUCAUGGCAGAAUUAAAGAAUCUGCCAGUAUACACAGAGAUAUACAAUCCAAAUGCAGUGCCGAUCAUGUCGGUGCAGUACGACGACGCAGUGAUUGGCCGCGACUACUAUCCCCUAGGAGACCCCUCUUACCAUAUUGAAGAGGGUUCAAAAGCCACCGUAAUGGAACGGAAAGAAGGCACCAUGAUACACUUCAGAACACCUUAUUCCUACGGUAUAGUAUUCAACAGUGAGAUAGAAAAAGUGUUGGACCAAAAGCAACAUCACCAAUAUGAUCUUGGGAAGUCGUUACAAAGGAUUUAUGAAGGUGCUAAAGUCUUGAAAGGGAUUUUGAAGAACUUGGUGGAAGAAAAGAAAAUUCCUAGUAAUUUAUUGGGACCUACAGAGGGAGUUUUUGAUGUGUUAGUGCGGUUUAUGGGAGCGGAAACACCACCGUUGCCACUGUUGGUGGAGUGCUUGGAAGUGUGCACUGCAUUAAUACCAAAUUUUUCAAAACAAAUACAUAUCAGGUUAGUAAACACAGGACUGCUGCCCCGCAUUAUGAAUCACAAGAUGUCUCACGUAGAGUACGCAAACGGUGACUCAUUCGAUUCGGCGAAAGUGGGCUCGUAUUUAAUAACAACAGAACAGCCUUCGGGAACAUAUAACUUUCUGGGAGCUUACAUUGAUAUGAUCUGCGCUUUUCAUGAGGCCAGUAACGAAGACCGCAUCACUCGAGACAUCAUCCUUCCCGGACUAGUGUUUAUCGUUCGCGAGGUAUUCCCUAACGUCAACGGCUGGAGGUACGCCAACCCUCUCGACCGACGUCUCAUGCUGCAGCGGUGCACCAAGUUCCUCACCCUGGUGCUGCAGGACACGAGGGAAGGCGACAGCGCACUACUACUGAAGAAGACCUGUAUAUACAGUCUGUUGCAUACGGAAAAUGGUCUCGAGUUGUUGCGGAUUAUUUCUUUGGGUAACGAACACCUAGAAGCGGUGAUACACAACGAAGCUAACUGGGUGAUGGGUUCCGGCACCCAAUAUAUAUCAAUCAUACAGCGUUGUGUGGCCAUAGUGAUGUUCGCUCUACGAAUCAAGUCGUUGGUGACUGACGCGAACGAAAUGACCCCGCUAGAACGACUCAUAUUCGCGCAGAACAAACAGAAGGACACUUUGAAGGUGGUCCCGAAGGUGACCAGCUAUAUAAACCAUGCGUUUAAUAAAAGUCUAGCUGUGCUGUGUUGUCGGUUGUUGAAGAGGUUUGCUGAUGGUUUCCAAAUGUCUCUGUUCGCGUCACUAGACAUGACGGCGUAUCAAGUAAGAGUGUUGUUCCUCGAUAGACUACGAGACGAAUACGAAACUACAGAACUCAAAGUAUCAAUACUAGAGUUUGUGGCAACGUGUGUCGGCACGCAGCCGGGCCUUACCGAGGCAUUCUUUAUGAUGAACCACGAGAAAACAAACGGGGAUGAAAGUGAUAAAGAAAGUAAGGAAAAGAAGGUCGAGAGUGAUAGUUUUGAAGGAAUUUUAGGGUACAUGGCUGAUUACCUUGGAACUAUUAAAGCUGAUGUGAAAUUGUUGCAAAGUCCACUGCUGGGAUGCAUCAUGGCGUUAUUCCAUGCUCUGUGGAAAAAUAACAAGCAAAUACUUGUAAAGAAAUUGCGCGAGAAUCCCAAGUUCUGGGAGCACAUGACCAGCCCUCUGUUCAAUGAAAUCCAACCCGGCCUCAGAACAUACGCACAGAUUUUCAACGUACUCGGAAUAGAAUUGUUUGUAUCCAGAGAGGAAUUAGAUGCGCAUCUCAAAGAAGUACUUGAACAGUUCUUCGACACCAACAAGAAACAUUUGGAUUCGUGGAUCGAUUACAUAUUCUCUUUUAAAGGCAGAGAUGAUAACGAAGUAGCGGAUAAAGUUCCAGUGUGGCUAGGGUUGUUAACGUCAUGGAAAGAUUUCACCACGAUAUUCUGCAAAUGUCUUCCGAUUAGUCUGAACAUAGCUCACAAAGCGAAAAUGGUCGCUCCUUGCAUGACCGCUUUACUAAACGAACUUGAUGAUUUAAAAGAUGGAAGACUUGUGGUAAUACUAGCUGAGCUGUACGUUAUAAUGCUAGCGAAUUGGAAAGACGAUUGUUUCGAUAAUCGUAAAAACAGCGCGAAACAUAUCGAUACGUUGUUGAGUAAUACUGCUAUUGUUUACGAAUGUCUACAUCCACGGGCGAUAAGAGCUAUUCUUUCAAUAUGUACUGUAGCUAUAAGUAGCCUAGAUUAUGAGAUAAAGGCAAACAGUACGACUGCGCAAAGUAUUAUACGAUCAGUGACAAAUAUUAACAGCAUAGAAUUGGAGAAAUUGUUCGGUAAUAUCAAACAGGAGCCGCAAAGUGAGCCAAAAAUAAAUGGACAUGUGAAUAAAGAUAUAGCACCAGUAGUGUUAUCAUUAGCGAUGUUAGAACAAUGCGUGGACUUGUACGACAACAUGUUCCCCGGGUUGUCGCAAUGGUUCCAAUCGAGUCGAUUCGUGAACAAACUGCUAUGUUGUUUACACACCUGUUUGCAAAAUCGAUAUCAUUACCACACAUCCCUAGCGGCAUUGCGAUGUCUCACAGCAUACGCUCGGGGUCCAUUCUCAAAAGACUUGCUCAUGAGUGAUGUAGAUCAGUUCUUAUGGCUGCAGUUGUUACCGCCAAAGUUUGAUGGUAAUAAUUCUUCGUGGAAACCGCAAGAGUGGUGGAGUGUGUAUGCGUAUAGUUUAGAUUUUAUAUCAGUGAUGUUGAUGAAGCACGACCAGUUCUUCGCUGGCGAUGCCAUAACGUUUGUGGGGGUUCACCUGGAGCAUCUGAUAGAGGCGGUGCUGCUGCCGCGCCAGGUGCCCAGUAUCGAGGCGCUGAACUUGUGCGCUUCCACUCUCAACUUGAUCGUGCAAUUGGUCAAGUUCGAGGCGAGGUGGCGCAUACAGAACAUUAGCUCGCUUACUGGCAUUAUGCGCAGCAUCAGCGCUUGCCUGUAUCAAAGCGUAACCUUCAUGAUGCGCACGCGGCGAUCUGCCGACCCUACUCUACAGACGUCAGAUGACCAAAUUGCCACUCCAGCAGUAUUACGCAGGACACUAGAAAUCCUGCACAUGUCGACGCUCUGCCUGCUAUCAUUCAGUCCAGACUUACUAUCGGUGCUAGCGGACCCUGGACUGGACCUGGAGCGAUGGCAGCCGCUGGUGGAGUUGCACUUCGGCGCUCCGAAGAUAUCUUACGAGCCGUUCCCACAGCUCACGUUCGGGACACUCGUUUCCGCUAUAUGUUUACUGACGAGAUCAUUGAAUCAUGCGUACCACGCGGAGGAGGGCAGCGGCUCGCGGUCCCCGCGCGGCGGGCGGCGGCGCGCCUGCUCGUGCAGCUCCCCCGGCGACGCCAAGCGCCUCAACCGCAGCGAGUCCCUCACCAGCGUCUCCUCCGCCACCAGCGCGCUCGCCGGCCUCGACGAACGACUCGUCGCCGGCGCGCUCGAGGCCACCACCACGCUGCUCGCAGAACAGGCGCUUCUUGCUGUACGAGAUCCACGCGUCCCCGCUCGCGACAAGCAACUGGUCCGUCGCGAACUGAGCUCCGAACUCACAAUGUUCCACGACUUCGUGCGCAAGCGCGUUCUGUGCGCCGCACACGCCCGCCCGUACCUAAUGCGGAACAAACUAGGCUCCUGGCCACUACCAGCCGACGAGGAGGAAACGAAGAGAAUAGAACAAGCCAGAAGAGAAAGAAACCCGUGCCUGGAUGAAGAAAUGUCACUGCCUCCGCCGCCACCGCCGAAACGAGCGUCGCACGACUCCAUGCGCGAGUACAUUCUCCGCAAACACUACUUAGAUAAAUGCGCUCAAACGCCCAUAAAGGGACCACCAUCCCCUGUCUCCCAUUCUACACCAACAUCUGAUAAAAAAAAGGAUAGUGCAAGAAGCUCAAAACGAGUGUCGUGGGCUGAGACUACGAGAAAUAGUGAUGACAGUCAAGAUAAUUCGUUGCAAGAAAUCGAACCUGUCUAUUCGAAUUUGACAGAUGUGCAAGUUAAUGAUGAAGAUUAUUUCCAUUUUAUGUCCGUUGUGUUUCUUUAUGUUUGCCAAAAUGAAUUGUAAUGGUAUUUUUAAGGACAAUAUACUGUUUUGCUAAUA
This is a messenger RNA of Manduca sexta (tobacco hornworm), 5505 nucleotides long. It is a transcript of the gene Nup188, whose product is annotated as nucleoporin NUP188 homolog. Lineage: Eukaryota; Metazoa; Arthropoda; Insecta; Lepidoptera; Sphingidae. Gene Ontology annotation, cellular component: nuclear pore inner ring. Gene Ontology annotation, molecular function: structural constituent of nuclear pore. Bases 1 to 5469 code for a protein of 1822 amino acids. The transcript has 16 exons. Gene Ontology annotation, biological process: protein import into nucleus; RNA export from nucleus. The record is from RefSeq and is a predicted model, not a curated record.